Messenger RNA from Saccharomyces paradoxus, 1527 nucleotides. It is a transcript of the gene MIG1, whose product is annotated as transcription factor MIG1. The transcript has a single exon. Gene Ontology annotation, molecular function: RNA polymerase II cis-regulatory region sequence-specific DNA binding. The record is from RefSeq and is a predicted model, not a curated record. Gene Ontology annotation, cellular component: nucleus; cytoplasm. The coding region runs from base 1 to 1527 and encodes 508 amino acids. NCBI's taxonomy places the organism in Eukaryota, Fungi, Ascomycota, Saccharomycetes, Saccharomycetales, Saccharomycetaceae.
AUGCAAAGCCCAUAUCCAAUGACGCAAGUGUCUAACGUCGAUGAUGGGUCUCUAUUGAGGGAGAGUAAAAGCAAGUCCAAAGCAGCUGCGAAAUCAGAGGCGCCAAGACCGCAUGCCUGUCCUAUAUGCCAUAGAGCAUUUCACAGGCUGGAACAUCAAACAAGACACAUGAGAAUUCAUACUGGUGAGAAACCUCAUGCUUGUGACUUCCCCGGAUGUGUAAAAAGAUUCAGUAGAAGCGAUGAACUGACGAGACACAGAAGAAUUCAUACCAAUUCUCACCCUCGAGGUAAAAGAGGCAGAAAGAAGAAGGUUGUGGGCUCCCCUAUGAAUAGUGCUAAUUCUAGUGCUACUAGUAUACCAGAUUUGAAUACAGCAAAUUUUUCACCGCCACUACCACAACAACACUUAUCGCCUUUAAUUCCUAUUGCUAUUGCACCAAAAGAAAAUCCAAGUCGAUCUUCCACUAGAAAAGGUAGAAGAACAAAGUUCGAAAUCGGCGAGACCGGUGGGAAUGAUGCAUAUAUGGUCUCAUCUCCCAACCCGAUGGUCAAGAUUCCCGUGUCGGUGAAGCCUCCACCUUCUUUAGCGCUGAAUAAUAUGAACUAUCAAACUACAUCCACGCCUACUACUUUGUCUUCGUUGGGCAAUAGUCAUAGUAGCAGCAGAUUAAAAUUGAAUGCGUUAUCGUCCUUACAAAUGAUGACGCCCAUUGCUAGCAGCGCACCCAGAUCUGUUUUCAUAGACAGUCCUGAACAGAAACAGCAACAACAACAACAAAAUUCGCUCUCGCCACGUUAUUCAAACACUGUUAUACUACCAAGGCCGCGAUCUUUAACGGAUUUUCAAGGAUUAAACAAUGCGAACCCAAACAGCAAUGGAAGUUUCAAAACACAAACUCAGAGUUCCAUACAGUUGAAGAGACCAAAUUCAGUUUUAAGUUUGAACGAUUUGUUGAUUGGCCAAAGAAAUACAAACGAAUCAGACUCUGAUUUUACCACCGGCGGUGAGGAUGAAGAGGAUGGGUUAAAGGAUCCGUCCAACUCCAGCAUCGACAACCUUGAGCAAGACUAUUUGCAAGAGCAAUCAAGAAAGAAGUCUAAGACUUCUACACCUACGACAAUGCUAAGUAGAUCGACAAGUGGUACGAACCUGCAUACUUUAGAGUAUGUAAUGAACCAAAAUCACUUACAUUCUUCUUCAUCAUCACCUGAUUUCCAAAAGGAAUUGAACAACAGGCUACUAAACGUUCAGCAACAGCAACAAGAACAGCAUACUCUGCUUCAAUCACAAAAUAAAUCGAACCAGAACCAGAAUCAGAAUCAAAAUCAAAAUCAAAAUCAAAUGAUGGCUUCUAAUAGUUCGUUAAGUACAACACCCUUACUAUUGUCACCAAGGGUAAAUAUGAUCAAUACUACUAUAUCCGUCCAACAAACCCCUAUUCCCCAAUCGGAUUCACAAGCUCAAGAAUCGGAAACGCUACCACCCAUAAGAAGUUUACCAUUGCCCUUCCCACAUAUGGACUGA